CGUUGACUUGUGGCGUGUCGUGUCGCGUUUUGUCAGUUGGAGUUUUAUUUAUAAAUAUAAAAUAUGGCCGAGUUCCUAAAACGCUUUAAGGAAAAAGUAAAGUCGCAGGAUACGUGGGAUAAAAUCACCUGCGGCUUGGCUGAAGUACUCGGCACUGCCAUUCUCGUCUUUCUGGGCUGCGGUGGCUGCAUCAAGACGAAUCUCUUUCCUAACAAUCAUCUGCAGCUGGCAUUCAAUUUUGGUCUAGCUGUGCUCAUUGCCAUCCAAUGUGUGGGCUGCAUUUCUGGAGCACAUCUCAAUCCCGCUGUCACAGUGGGUGCCUAUAUCUAUGGCAAGAUCAGUCUGUCGAUGUCCUUGGUUUACUUUGUGGCUCAGAUUGUGGGCGCCUUUGCGGGCUACGCAUUGCUGCAAAUAGUGAUGCCCUACUCGACGAUGCACAUGCCCAAUGGAUUCUGUGUGACGUUGCCACAUUUUGCGGUGUCGCCUGCUCAGGCCUUUGGCAUUGAGUUUCUGUCCACGGCCAUUUUGCUGUUCAUCUGCUGCGGUGUCUGGGAUCCACGCAAUGCUGCUCAUCACGAUUCGGUGCCAGUGCGCUUUGGUCUUGCCGUUGCCUGUUUGGCCAUCACUGUGGGUCCUUUCACCGGCUGCAGCUUGAAUCCCGCUAGAUCCUUGGCGCCUGCUGUUUGGAACGGCAACUAUGCUAGCCACUGGAUUUACUGGCUGGCACCGCUGAGCGGUGGCGCCAUCGCUACUCUCGUUUACAGGGCCGUCUUUCGUAGACGUGUGAGCCUCUUGCAGACCACUGUGCAAGGCAAAGUGAUACAGCUGGAGGAGGUGCAGCUGAAUUAAGCACUGAAUAUAACUUACUCGCCCCAAUGCCAAAGUGCCAAUAUGAAUUUGUUAAAUACCAAC
Molecule: messenger RNA, 912 nt
Organism: Drosophila busckii
Lineage: Eukaryota; Metazoa; Arthropoda; Insecta; Diptera; Drosophilidae
Product: aquaporin AQPcic-like
Exons: 3
Coding region: 64-849 (261 amino acids)
Biological process (GO): transmembrane transport
Cellular component (GO): plasma membrane
Molecular function (GO): water channel activity
Source: RefSeq, a predicted model, not a curated record